UGUAUAGUUUUGCUUUCUUGCAAUUAUUGUUUCUCAGAAGAGAGCUCAGUCUUGCCUAUGACUCAUCAGAAACUUUAUGACCUGUUUCUUUUAUGGGGUACAAAGACGUUGGGGGGUGAAGGUGGGGAAAUGUGUUUGGGGGAAGCUCUCAGAAGCACUUAUGAGCUUGCUUUAGCUGAGUAGCUUUCUUUAUAUGGCCGCUAAAGUUCGCUUCAUAGCUUGUGUGGUGCCGUUUCACUGCAUGGAACGGCCGGGCCUGGUCCCGUUGUGGCCGCGAGAUGGCGGCAGUGCCCCGCCGGAGCCGCAUGGCGGGGGGCGGUGCGGCCCUUCGCUCCCUUCUUUGCUGCUUCCCCUAUUUCCACCUGUGCUGAGCGGCUGCUGGGGCCGAGGAGUGCGUGGUUUCAAGUUAAUCAUCACGGAUAAACACUGUACCAGCAGCCAUUGGGAAGUUUGCAGAUUUGUGGCCAGCACUCUGAUUUCUUGGUGCAACAUCAGCCAUGCAAAUACCAGGAUCAUCCAGCUUACAAACUCUGAGGACAGAAGGAAAGCUCCAGUCUCUGCUCAGGUCUCCUGAUUCCCCUGUGGUCAGCUGCUGCUUGUGUGUGCCAGAGGUGCGAUGCUGGCGCAAGGCUGGAAAACGACCCAAACGCAGCCGCUCCCUGUGCUGUGUGCGGAACAGCCCCACGGCUCGGAGUGGGGGUUCAUCGCGGUGGAACCCCUCCGUCCUUCGGCCCCGCUCCCCUCUGGGGCUCAUCCCCCGCUCCUCACGGCCGCGCACCGCAGCGUCCCUCGCCGGUGUCGGGGCGGAGUGCUGCCCGGCCCGACCCCUUCCCACCGGCACCGCUCACCGCACGGCAUCACACCCCCCCUACCUCUCAACCGCCCCGGGCCGAGCCGCGCUCUCCCCCGUCCGCCCGGCGGCAGCGCCUCGUUCCCCGCAGCCCGGGUCGGAGGCUGCCGGCAUUGGGGAGGGGGCGGCGAGGCCGAGGCCUCCCGUUGAAACAAACCACGCACCGCACCACGCGUCCGAGCGUUUUGUAAAAACGUUUAUUUAA
Coturnix japonica (Japanese quail) is the source of this 1055-nucleotide messenger RNA. Lineage: Eukaryota; Metazoa; Chordata; Aves; Galliformes; Phasianidae. The record is from RefSeq and is a predicted model, not a curated record.